This is a messenger RNA of Mercurialis annua (annual mercury), 1806 nucleotides long. Its product is annotated as F-box/FBD/LRR-repeat protein At1g13570-like. The transcript has 4 exons. Lineage: Eukaryota; Viridiplantae; Streptophyta; Magnoliopsida; Malpighiales; Euphorbiaceae. The record is from RefSeq and is a predicted model, not a curated record. Gene Ontology annotation, molecular function: protein binding. Bases 276 to 1682 code for a protein of 468 amino acids.
ACUAUUAGUAUUUAAUAAUAUAAUUAUUAUAUAUAACGGGUCAUAUUAAUAUUAUUCACGUGGCCGAAUGCUAGUGCGUGUAUUAGUGUAUAUAUCAAUGACGGAGGAAGGGGAGGCAUGAGAGUGUUAAAUGAUUUCACUCUCGAUCCUAUACAUAUUAAUUCUCUAGUAUUUUUCAAAAAUACUAGAAACUCAAACACAUGGAAACCAAAGGUUAACUGAGAACUCUCUGUUUGCUCAAUUCAGUAUGUCACUCUAAGAUUCUUUUUACAACUAUGGCUCAGAGCAAUACCCGUCCCAAGAAAACGUCUGUUAAUCAUUCAAAUUUAGAUAGAAUCAGUGACUUGCCGAGUCAUAUCAUAGACGACAUUCUAAGUUGUCUGCCGAUUAAAGAAGCAGUGAAGACUAGCGUCUUGUCGAAGAAAUGGAUGUUGAAGUGGAGAUAUCUUCCCAAAUUGGUAUUUGACUCUACGUUUUAUCAGACAUCAAUAGUACCCUCUACACCAAAACUUAGCAUUGCUAAAUUCUUUCUUAAUAUCUACAGAGUUCUAUUACUUCAUCGUGGACCCAUCUUGAAUUUUACUUUUCAUGUUCCGUUGUCCAAAAACUAUUCUGAGAUUGACCGGGUGAUGCUUUACUUGAGCGAGAAAGAUGUUCACGAAAUUUCCUUUGAUAUUGGAGAAUAUUUUUAUGAAGACUGUAGAGUGCCACCAUUUCUGUUCUCAUGUGUGACAUUGAGGCGCUUGACCUUGUCCUGGUGUAAUUUCACACUUCCGUUGGCAUUUCAAGGAUUUGUUAACUUGAUUUCCCUUACGUUUCAGUCGGUUGAUGUUUCUACCAAUGUGCUUGAAAAUUUCAUCUCCAAAUGCCCAUUACUCGAAAGACUUUCUAUAAAAAGCUGUAACUAUAUUGAUAACCUCUAUAUUGACAUUCCCUGCCUCAAGUUCUUUGAGUUCUUUGGUUUUUUUCAGUCUCUUUGUUUUGAAAAACCCUGUCAGCAUCUUUCAACAAUUAUAUUUGAUAAUAUCAAAGAUGAUGUGACUAUUUUCUCUCACGACGCCAAAGCAUCUGAACCAACCAAGCUUUUUGAAUGUCUGCCUGCCGUCGAGCACUUGCGUCUAGGAUUCGAAUUUGUGGAUUACUUGAUAGUCGGACCACUGCCGAGGAAACUUUCUCUUGGCUGUCUUAGAGUUCUUGAACUGCUUGAUAUAUGUUUUCAGAGUACGGCUGAGGUCUCUGCUGUUCACUGUUUGAUUUCGAGCGCUCCUAACUUAGAGAAGCUUGAGAUUGGGUUUGUCGCACCUAGGGACGAAGCAACGUCUGCUUCUGAAGAAAUCGAUUACCUCUUAGAUAAUGAACUUCUAAAAGUAGAAGACGUGUUGGAUAACGAACUGAAAAAGCUUCGAGUGGUGAAGAUGAAGCUCCCAGACAUAGAAAUAAUAGAAGCUGAACUGGAAUUUGUAAAGUUUCUACUGGCUGAAUCAGUCGUACUUGAAAAGAUGUUUGUACAGCCGGGCAAAGGAACACUUGCCGAGGACGGACUGAAGAUUUUGAAAGAGAUAAUUAGGUUCGAACGUUCAUCAAAGAAAGCACAAAUCUUAUACUUAGAACCUGAGGACGAUGAUAAAGUUAGUAAUGAUGGUAGUGACUAUAGUGAUGAAUCUGAUGAUAGUGAAGGUUAGGAUGUUGAUUACUUUAUAAGGCCUGAAAAAUCAAAUCUGUUUUUCUGUCUUAGCAAAAACAUGUACACUGUCAUUUUACCUCUUAUUCGUAAUCUUUUAUGCAGUCGGGCGGAUUAAAUCGUAA